AUGGGUGAUUAUUCAUUAAUAUUAGAUUCUCUUGUUCAUUUAUCUCAAUUAAUUACUCUUGAAAUUUAUGAAAUGCGAGUAGGAAAAGUACCGUUGAACGGUCAAAGAUGGGAAGAUCUCAUUCGUUCAUCAUUUCCAUUAUUAAAAACAUUUAAAUUUUAUUUUAUAUUUCAUUCAUUAACAUCACAAGAAUUGAAACGACUAGUCGCCUCAUAUUCAACACCAUUCUAUAUUAAAGAAAAACAAUGGUUUGUUUAUUGUAAUAUCUUUGCUAAUUCUAAGAAUAAUCGAUAUGGAAAACUUAGCAUAUUUUAUACAUUGCCAUAUCCUAUGGAAACAUUGACAAUUUAUAAAAAUUCUUUUAAGAAAAUCAUUUCAAAUUUAUCGAUCAAUAAUCAUUCUAAUAUCUAUGCAAAUAUUAAAACGUUAAUAUUUGAAAAUUAUAUCACACCGAAUCAUAACUUCAAUAAAACUAAAAUAAUCAAUUUAGUAAUUAAUACACAAUUCGAAUCUAUUUAUUGGUUACAUUCAUUAACUAAAUUACAGCAAUUACAUAUUGAUCAUUUUGGAUUUAUCUCUAUGGAACAAUUUCAAAUUCUAUUAGAUAAUACACCUUAUUUAUAUUCAUUAUCUUUGAGAAAAAGUCAAUUGAUAAGAUUGACAGAUAACGGGAAUGAUGUUCAUAUAUGUAAUCAUUUGUCACAAAAGAUUCGUGUUUUAAAAUUACAUUCAUAUAAAAAUCCACUAGAAUGUCUGAAUAGACAUGAACUUGAACGAAUACUGUCGAUUUUCGAAACCAAAUGUGAAUAUUUAUCAUUGGGUCUUCAAACAACAACUAAUACAAUCGAUUAUAUUUUAUUACGAAUGUCUGCAUUGAAUUAUUUACAUGUAUUUGUUCAUGAAAAAUUUCGCUUACCAAUAACAAAAACACUAACAAUAGAAUGGUUAGAAAAACAACAAACUCAAUUUAAUCAUUCAAAUUGCAUUAUCAUCAACAAUAUACAUGGAAAUUAUUUUUGGUUAUAA
Molecule: messenger RNA, 1026 nt
Organism: Rotaria sordida
Lineage: Eukaryota; Metazoa; Rotifera; Eurotatoria; Philodinida; Philodinidae
Source: the annotation of a GenBank genome assembly